Messenger RNA from Maniola jurtina (meadow brown), 638 nucleotides. It is a transcript of the gene CPR128, whose product is annotated as cuticle protein 8-like. The record is from RefSeq and is a predicted model, not a curated record. The transcript has 3 exons. Bases 1 to 480 code for a protein of 159 amino acids. Gene Ontology annotation, cellular component: extracellular matrix. NCBI's taxonomy places the organism in Eukaryota, Metazoa, Arthropoda, Insecta, Lepidoptera, Nymphalidae.
AUGAAAAACUUGUAUCUACUCGUAUCUAUUCAUCAUGUUUUUUCAUACCUUUUUUACUUGAGCGUCUUUUCAAGUACGUUCUUCUUUACUUUUCAGCAUGUGCUCAUAGCAUCAGCGGUAAUCGUUUGCGUGUAUGCACGAGUAUUCACAUACCUGCGUCCUGUGGACCAUCAGCCGUCAGCGACCUUCUUCCAGCCAAAGAUUACCUACGACGUGCACCACCAUAUACCUGAAGAUGAGCACGUUGAUUACUACGCAUACCCGAAAUAUGUGUUUAAAUACGGAGUGAAUGAUUUUCACACUGGUGAUAUCAAAACGCAUCACGAGAGUAGAGACGGAGACGUCGUCAAAGGUCAAUAUACGUUAGUGGAGCCCGAUGGCUCAAUCCGCACCGUGGACUACACGGCCGACAAGCACAGCGGGUUCAAUGCAGUGGUACACAAAACAGCACCCCUAUCACCCCACGACGGCCAUCUUUAACAUUUUACUAAGCUACCUGUCAACUUAGUGUGAAAAUUGUUAGAGAUCUAAACAAAACCUUCCAACGAUCUCCGUGAGUGCUCUUACAAACGAAUUGCAUGUUGCGGUACAUAUUCCGUCAAAUAAACUGAACUCUGACUUGAAUUGACGCAUGUGGG